Dictyostelium discoideum AX4 is the source of this 1599-nucleotide messenger RNA. RefSeq lists its product as hypothetical. The record is from RefSeq and is a predicted model, not a curated record. Lineage: Eukaryota; Evosea; Eumycetozoa; Dictyosteliales; Dictyosteliaceae. The transcript has 2 exons. The coding region runs from base 1 to 1599 and encodes 532 amino acids.
AUGAUCAAAAAGAUUAUAUUAUUUUUUGCAGUUUUAAUUGCAAUUGUAAUUGGUCAACAACCAUUGAAUGUUGUACCAUAUCCUCAACAAGUUUCUAUUGGUACUUGUGUCAUCCCAGUUGCACCAGGAUCAAUUCUUAUUGAAUCAAAUAUUGAAUCAGCAACAUUUAGUGUUUCAAUGGAUAGAUAUACCAAUUUAUUCUUCCCAUUUAGUAAUGAAAGUGAGCCAUCAUCAAAUGAAAGUUUUUUACUUUCAGUUACAAUCUAUAGUGAUGAUGAAACUCUUCAAUUAGGAAUUGAUGAAAGUUAUUCAUUAAGCAUUGAACAAGGUUCCUACCAAUUGAAAGCAACCAACAUCUAUGGUGCAAUGAGAGGUUUGGAAACUUUCAAACAAUUGAUCGUCUAUAAUGAAUUGGAAAAUAGUUAUUCAAUUGUAUGCGUAUCAAUUAGUGAUUCACCAAGAUAUCCAUGGAGAGGUUUCAUGGUUGAUUCGGCCCGUCAUUACAUCCCAAAGAAUAUGAUACUUCAUAUGAUCGAUUCAUUAGGGUUCAGUAAAUUCAAUACAUUACAUUGGCAUAUGGUUGAUGCUGUUGCAUUCCCAGUUGAAUCAACCACUUAUCCAGAUUUAACCAAAGGUGCUUUCUCUCCAAGUGCAACUUUCUCUCAUGACGAUAUUCAAGAGGUUGUAGCAUAUGCUAAAACCUAUGGUAUUCGUGUAAUUCCUGAAUUCGAUAUACCAGGCCAUGCUGCUGCUUGGGGAAUUGGUUAUCCAGAAUUGGUUGCAACUUGUCCAGAUUAUGCUGCAAAUGUUAACAAUAUUCCAUUAGAUAUUUCAAAUCCAGCUACCUUUACAUUCAUUCAAAAUCUUUUCACUGAAAUUGCACCAUUAUUCAUUGAUAAUUAUUUCCAUACUGGUGGUGAUGAAUUAGUUACUGGUUGUUGGCUUGAAGAUCCAGCAAUUGCAAAUUGGAUGACAAAAAUGGGUUUCUCAACUACUGAUGCUUUCCAAUAUUUUGAAAAUAAUUUGGAUGUUACUAUGAAAUCAAUUAAUCGUACUAAAAUUACAUGGAAUGAUCCAAUUGAUUAUGGUGUUCAAUUAAAUCCAGAAACAUUAGUUCAAGUUUGGAGUAGUGGUUCAGAUUUACAAGGAAUUGUAAAUAGUGGUUAUAAAGCACUUGUAUCAUUUGCAUGGUAUUUAGAUAAACAAAAUCCAGAUAAUAACAUUCAUUAUGAAUGGCAAGAUACUUGGCAAGAUUUUUAUGCUGCUGAUCCAACAAAUAAUAUCUCUACAAACGCUGAAAAUAUUAUUGGUGGUGAAGCAACAAUGUGGGCUGAACAAAUUAAUCAAGUAAAUUGGGAUGUUAGAGUUUGGCCAAGAGCAAUCGGUAUCGCUGAAAGAUUAUGGUCUGCUCAAAGUGUUAACUCUGUCUCUUUAGCACUCCCACGUAUUGGUCAUUUUACUUGUGAUCUCUCACGUCGUGGUAUUCAAUCUGGUCCAUUAUUCCCAGACUAUUGUCCAAUGCAAGAUGAUUUGGUUUUCACUAUGAAACCAAAUACUAAACUUUCAAAAUCUGAAAUUAAAUUAAUUUUAAAUAAAUAA